AUGGGAUCAACUCUUGGAGUUUCACAACGGGCCGUUAUUCCAUAUGCCAAGGAUGUGGCCUAUGAGAUCAGCUCACCUUCAGAGCUCCGGGAUCUCGUGGCUCUGGUGACGGGUGGACUUAAGGUCAUUGUCCUGGCAGGAAAUCGAACUGAUUGUGCUGAUAGUUGCCUUAACUUUUCUCUUUUCACAGGAAAGAAUCGCAGGUUGAAACAAGCAAAGGAGGAGGCCCAGGCUGAGAUUGAGCAGUACCGGCUCCAGCGAGAAAAGGAAUUCAAGAAUAAGGAAGAUGCUGCCCUUGGUUCACAUGGUGAUUCAGCAACUGAAGUUGACAAAGACACUCAAGAGAAAAUUAAAGUAAUCAGGGCAAACUAUGAGCAGCACAAGGAAAUUGUCCUGAAUAACCUCCUUAAUUUGAUCUGUGACAUAAAACCAGAAAUUCAUGUCAACUUUCGCAUUAAUGGUUAGAACUGGAUUGUUGUUUUGUGUUGAGCAAAUACCAAAGCACAUUGAGAUAGCAAUAUUUUGUGUAUUACAAUAGUUAUGCAACAAUUUUACAUUCAAAUAAAAUAUGCAUCAAAUGAAUUUGGGAGAAAAAGUUUGAGUUUUCCCUGUGAAGUGUUAUAUAACUGAAACUUAAAUAUUCCUGUUUUUCCACUAGAUUUCUCCAGGCGAAUCUGAAGAUGCUUCAGCAUUGGUUUUCUACUUAAUUGGUGAUGUCAUAGUAAAAUGAAUGAUAAUUGCUAUAUAUUAGAUUUAGAUUAUAUUUUGAAUUAGGGUGCUUAUUAAACAGAAGCAGAAACAUUG
Molecule: messenger RNA, 804 nt
Organism: Hypanus sabinus (Atlantic stingray)
Lineage: Eukaryota; Metazoa; Chordata; Chondrichthyes; Myliobatiformes; Dasyatidae
Product: V-type proton ATPase subunit G 1-like
Exons: 3
Coding region: 1-465 (154 amino acids)
Biological process (GO): proton transmembrane transport
Cellular component (GO): vacuolar proton-transporting V-type ATPase complex
Molecular function (GO): proton-transporting ATPase activity, rotational mechanism
Source: RefSeq, a predicted model, not a curated record